Melitaea cinxia (Glanville fritillary) is the source of this 904-nucleotide messenger RNA. RefSeq names its product cytochrome c. The transcript has 4 exons. Bases 165 to 491 code for a protein of 108 amino acids. Gene Ontology annotation, biological process: mitochondrial electron transport, cytochrome c to oxygen; mitochondrial electron transport, ubiquinol to cytochrome c. The record is from RefSeq and is a predicted model, not a curated record. Gene Ontology annotation, cellular component: mitochondrial intermembrane space. NCBI's taxonomy places the organism in Eukaryota, Metazoa, Arthropoda, Insecta, Lepidoptera, Nymphalidae. Gene Ontology annotation, molecular function: electron transfer activity; heme binding.
UUCGUACCUUUGCCUUUGACGUUAAUUCGGUUGAAAUCGAACUCAGUCGUGAGAUUGUUUUACGUACGUCGAGUCGUCUUGACGGAGUGCAGACGUUUUUAGGCUGCUACAUAAAAAAUCGAACCUUGAUCUUUUUUUAAAUUAUCUGGUAAAACACAAACGUCAUGGGUGUCCCUGCUGGAAAUGCUGAAAAUGGAAAGAAAAUCUUUGUGCAGAGAUGUGCUCAAUGCCACACUGUUGAAGCUGGCGGCAAACACAAAGUAGGACCCAACCUUCAUGGAUUCUUUGGCCGCAAAACAGGUCAAGCCCCUGGUUUCUCUUACUCAGAAGCCAACAAAGCUAAAGGUAUUGUCUGGGGAGAUGAUACGCUGUUCGAGUACUUGGAAAACCCUAAGAAGUACAUCCCCGGCACUAAAAUGGUGUUCGCGGGACUAAAGAAGGCUAAUGAGCGUGCUGAUCUUAUUGCUUACCUAAAGCAAGCUACUAAGUAAUUUUAAUGACUUUAGGAAAACUAACUUAAAAAGAGGAAUAUUCCAUUAUAUGGAAAAUGCUUCUUAUUUAUUAGCGCAAUCAGUAUCACCCAUUAUAUUUUAUAUUUAUUUUGAGUUAACAAAGUUGUGAUGUUGUUACUCAUGUUCAUAAUCUUAAUAGUUGAAAGAUCGUGUGUUGUAUCUUUGAAUGUAAAUGUAAUUACAUAAUUAUGACAAAAAAUUCUUUGCUGGACAUAAGAAUGCUGUGAGUGAGUUUUGAUGUUAUUAAAUUAUUAAUAGAACAUCCUAUUUAGCUUUUUAUUUAUAGGCGUGUUACCCUAACAUAUUUGAAAUAUAAUUUCAACACUUAUGUUACCAAUAGGCUCAUAGUUGUAAAUAAUUUAUUUACUCGAAAUAAAUUUUAUUUUUUAGAA